This is a messenger RNA of Alexandromys fortis (reed vole), 6674 nucleotides long. RefSeq names its product SH3 and multiple ankyrin repeat domains 1 (gene Shank1). Gene Ontology annotation, molecular function: ionotropic glutamate receptor binding; synaptic receptor adaptor activity. The transcript has 22 exons. Gene Ontology annotation, cellular component: dendritic spine; postsynaptic membrane; postsynaptic density. The record is from RefSeq and is a predicted model, not a curated record. NCBI's taxonomy places the organism in Eukaryota, Metazoa, Chordata, Mammalia, Rodentia, Cricetidae. Bases 164 to 6145 code for a protein of 1993 amino acids.
AGGGUAUGUAUGUCUAGUCUCCCUUGCCUCCCAGGGCAGAGGGAACGGGCUUCCACUGUGUCUGUCACUGAGUGAUACUCUGAGUGGCUCUCCACUGAGGGUCGUCUUUGCCUUGCCCAGCUGCCUGUGAUGCUGCUGUCCCCCGUCGCCCCGUGGCCCCACAAUGACCCACAGCCCCGCGACAAGCGAGGACGAGGAACGCCACAGUGCCAGCGAGUGUCCCGAGGGGGCCUCAGAAUCCGACAGCUCCCCAGACGGGCCAGGGAGAGGCCCCCAGGGGACUCGGGGCCGGGGCAGUGGAGCACCUGGUAACCUGGCCUCUACCCGAGGCCUCCAGGGACGCUCCAUGUCUGUCCCUGACGACGCCCACUUCAGCAUGAUGGUUUUCAGGAUUGGCAUCCCGGACUUGCACCAGACGAAAUGCCUGCGCUUCAACCCCGACGCCACCAUCUGGACAGCCAAACAGCAAGUGCUCUGUGCCCUGAGUGAAAGUCUGCAGGACGUGCUGAACUAUGGACUGUUCCAGCCGGCCACCUCAGGCCGGGAUGCCAACUUCCUGGAAGAGGAGAGGCUGCUGAGAGAGUACCCCCAGUCCUUUGAGAAGGGGGUACCCUACCUGGAGUUCCGCUACAAGACACGAGUCUACAAACAGACCAACCUAGAUGAGAAACAGCUGGCCAAAUUGCACACAAAGACGGGGUUGAAGAAGUUCCUGGAAUAUGUGCAGCUUGGGACGUCUGACAAGGUGGCGAGGCUGCUGGACAAGGGGCUGGACCCCAAUUACCAUGACUCAGAUUCAGGAGAGACACCUUUGACCCUGGCGGCCCAGACGGAAGGCUCAGUAGAGGUGAUUCGAACGCUGUGCCUGGGUGGGGCUCACAUAGACUUCAGAGCCCGGGAUGGCAUGACAGCGCUGCACAAGGCUGCCUGUGCUCGGCACUGCCUGGCACUCACGGCACUUCUGGACCUUGGGGGCUCCCCCAACUACAAGGACCGCCGAGGGCUGACCCCCCUGUUCCACACAGCUAUGGUGGGGGGUGACCCCCGCUGCUGCGAGCUACUUCUGUACAACAGGGCCCAGCUGGGCAUUGCGGAUGAGAACGGCUGGCAGGAAAUCCACCAGGCCUGCCAACGGGGCCACUCUCAGCACCUGGAACACCUGCUCUUCUAUGGGGCUGAACCUGGAGCCCAGAAUGCCUCAGGAAACACAGCCCUGCACAUCUGUGCUCUCUACAACAAGGAGACCUGUGCCAGGAUCCUCCUCUAUCGUGGAGCAAACAAGGAUGUGAAAAAUAAUAACGGACAGACACCCUUCCAGGUGGCUGUGAUUGCUGGGAAUUUUGAGUUGGGGGAACUGAUCCGUAACCACCGGGAACAGGAUGUGGUGCCCUUCCAGGAGUCCCCCAAGUAUGCAGCCCGCCGUCGGGGACCCCCGGGUGCAGGGCUGACUGUACCCCCAGCACUGCUGAGAGCUAACAGCGACACAAGCAUGGCGCUGCCUGAUUGGAUGGUGUUUUCGGCCCCAGGGGCCUCAGCAUCUGGGACCCCUGGCCCUACCUCAGGACCCCAGGGCCAGUCACAGCCCUCGGCCCCCAGCACUAAGCUCAGUAGUGGGACCCUCCGAAGCGCCAGCAGCCCCCGAGGUGCCCGGGCACGCUCCCCAUCCCGAGGGAGACAUCCUGAAGAUACCAAGAGACAGCCUCGAGGCCGCCCCAGCUCCAGCGGGACACCCCGAGAAGGGCCGGCUGGGGGAACUGGGGGCUCUGGGGGCCCUGGGGGCUCCCUGGGCAGCAGAGGCAGACGUAGGAAGCUCUAUUCAGCGGUACCCGGACGCUCCUUCAUGGCGGUGAAGUCAUACCAGGCUCAAGGAGAAGGGGAGAUCUCUCUGAGUAAAGGCGAAAAGAUCAAAGUGCUCAGCAUCGGGGAAGGAGGCUUCUGGGAAGGCCAGGUCAAAGGUCGAGUUGGCUGGUUCCCCUCUGACUGUCUAGAAGAGGUGGCAAAUCGCUCCCAGGAAGGAAGACAAGAAAGCCGAAGUGACAAGGCAAAGAGACUCUUCAGGCAUUACACAGUGGGCUCCUACGACAGCUUCGAUGCCCCAAGUGAUUACAUCAUCAAGGAGAAGACAGUCUUACUGCAGAAGAAGGACAGUGAGGGGUUCGGGUUCGUGCUACGGGGGGCCAAGGCGCAGACCCCCAUCGAGGAAUUCACCCCCACCCCGGCCUUCCCGGCGCUGCAGUACCUCGAGUCUGUGGACGAGGGUGGCGUGGCAUGGCGGGCUGGACUACGGAUGGGAGACUUCCUCAUCGAGGUGAAUGGACAGAACGUAGUGAAGGUUGGCCACCGUCAGGUAGUCAACAUGAUCCGCCAGGGAGGCAACACGCUGAUGGUCAAGGUGGUAAUGGUGACCAGACACCCAGACAUGGACGAGGCUGUCCACAAGAAAGCAUCCCAGCAGGCUAAGCGGCUCCCGCCCCCAGCCAUCUCCCUGCGUUCCAAGUCUAUGACCUCAGAGCUGGAGGAAAUGGAAUAUGAACAACAGCCAGCACCAGUGCCCAGCAUGGAGAAAAAACGGACCGUGUAUCAGAUGGCACUCAACAAACUGGAUGAGAUCUUGGCCGCUGCUCAGCAGACCAUCAGUGCAAGCGAGAGUCCUGGGCCUGGUGGCCUUGCGUCCCUGGGAAAGCACCGGCCCAAAGGGUUCUUUGCCACUGAGUCGAGCUUUGAUCCCCACCACCGCUCCCAGCCGAGUUAUGACCGGCCUUCCUUCCUGCCUCCCGGACCUGGCCUUAUGCUCCGGCAGAAAUCCAUUGGGGCUGCAGAAGAUGACAGACCCUACCUAGCACCCCCAGCCAUGAAAUUCAGCCGUAGUCUGUCAGUCCCCGGUUCAGAGGACAUACCCCCCCCACCCACUACAUCCCCACCAGAGCCUCCCUACAGCACACCUCCAGCCCCCUCCUCUUCCGGCCGCCUCACUCCGUCCCCUCGGGGAGGCCCCUUUAACCCCGGUUCUGGGGGUCCCCUUCCUGCCUCCUCCCCUUCAUCUUUCGAUGGGCCAUCUCCUCCUGACACCCGCGCUGGGGGCCGAGAGAAGAGCCUGUAUCACAGUGGAGCCCUCCCCCCUGCCCACCACCAUCCACCUCACCAUCACCAUCAUCACGUCCCACCUCCGCAGCCCCACCAUCACCAUGCACACCCUCCUCACCCACCGGAGAUGGAGACAGGAGGUUCUCCCGACGAUCCCCCACCUCGAUUGGCCCUGGGACCCCAGCCCAGCCUUCGAGGCUGGAGGGGCGGAGGACCCAGCCCGACCUCGGGGGCCCCAUCACCUUCCCACCACAGCAGUAGCGGAGGCAGCAGCGGCCCCACUCAGGCUCCCGCCCUGCGCUACUUCCAGCUGCCCCCCAGGGCGGCCAGUGCAGCUAUGUAUGUGCCUGCCCGCACGGGCCGCGGUCGCAAGGGCCCAUUGGUCAAGCAGACCAAAGUGGAAGGCGAGCCCCAGAAGGGCAGCCUCGCUCCCGCGUCCUCCCCAACAUCCCCAGCGUUGCCACGGCCUGAACCACCUCCGGCCGGGCCAUCGGAGAAAAAUUCCAUCCCCAUCCCUACAAUCAUCAUCAAAGCCCCAUCCACCAGUAGCAGCGGGCGCAGCAGCCAGGGGAGCAGCACAGAGGCUGAGCCCCCCACCCAGCCCGACGGCGCGGGCGGCGGUGGAUCCUCGCCCAGCCCUGCGCCUGCCACGUCCCCGGUGCCGCCGUCUCCGUCGCCCGUGCCCACCCCUGGGUCGCCCAGCGGCCCAGCAACCCUGGACUUCACCAGCCAGUUUGGAGCAGCCCUGGUGGGCGCGGCACGGAGGGAGGGAGGCUGGCAGAACGAAGCCCGGCGGCGGUCCACGCUGUUCCUGUCCACCGAUGCGGGAGAUGAGGAUGGAGGCGACAGCGGGCUGGGCCCGGGGGCUCCCCCAGGUCCCCGGCUGCGCCACUCCAAAUCCAUUGAUGAAGGCAUGUUCUCCGCCGAGCCGUACCUCCGGCUAGAGUCAGGGGGCAGCAGCGGGGGCUAUGGGGCCUACGCAGCCGGCAGUCGAGCCUACGGGGGCAGUGGGAGCAGCAGCGCCUUCACCAGCUUCCUCCCCCCGCGGCCUCUGGUGCAUCCGCUGACUGGCAAGGCCUUAGAUCCCGCCUCUCCGCUGGGGCUGGCCUUGGCCGCCCGGGAGCGGGCCUUGAAAGAGUCCUCGGACGGUGGGGGCACCCCUCAGCCGCCUCCGAGACCCCCGUCGCCACGCUACGAUGCCCCGCCGCCCACCCUCCACCACCACUCGCCUCAUUCACCCCAUUCGCCACAUGCACGUCACGAGCCAGUGUUGCGCCUGUGGGGGGACCCCGCGCGCCGGGAGCUAGGGUACCGGGCAGGUCUAGGGAGUCAGGAGAAGGCCCUUCCCGCCAGUCCACCUGCAGCUCGCCGCUCCCUACUGCACCGUCUGCCCCCGUCAGCUCCAGGGGUCGGGCCGCUCCUGCUGCAGCUGGGGCCGGAACCCCCAACUCCCCUUCCUGGGGUGAGCAAGGCCUGGCGCACUGCGGCCACGGAGGAGCCUGAGCGGCUGCCUCUGCAUGUGCGCUUCCUUGAGAAUUGCCAGGCCCGGCCUCCCCCAGCGGGCACGAGAAGGUCCUCCACUGAAGACGGGCCCGGGGUCCCACCUCCCAGCCCUCGCAGGGUCUUGCCAGCCUCUCCCACCUCUCCGCGGGGCAGUGAGGAGAACGGCCUUCCGCUGCUGGUCCUGCCGCCGCCAGCCCCUUCCGUGGAUGUGGACGACGGCGAAUUCCUCUUCGCGGAGCCGCUGCCUCCACCCCUGGAGUUUUCCAACAGUUUCGAAAAGCCAGAGUCGCCCCUCACGCCCGGGCCUCCCCACCCGCUGCCCGACCCGCCCUCCCCAGCUACCCCUCUACCUGCAGCCCCACCCCCGGCUGUGGCCGCAGCCCCUCCCACCCUGGACUCCACCGCGUCUAGCCUGACCUCUUACGACAGCGAAGUGGCCACGCUGACCCAGGGGGCUCCCGCGGCUCCCGGGGAUACUCCUGCUCCAGGCCCGCCAGCUCCAGCAGCCCCAGCUCCCCCAGCCCCGCAGCCAGGCCCUGAUCCUCCACCUGGCACGGAUUCUGGAAUUGAGGAGGUGGACAGUCGGAGCAGCAGCGAUCACCCGCUGGAGACCAUCAGCAGCGCGUCCACACUCAGCAGUUUGUCUGCCGAAGGAGGAGGCAACACGGGGGGCGUGGCUGGGAGCGGGGCCGGGGUGGCCAGUGGGACUGAGCUCCUGGACACCUACGUAGCCUACCUGGAUGGCCAGGCCUUCGGGGGCAGUGGGACUCCUGGCCCACCAUACCCCCCACAGCUCAUGACUCCCUCCAAGCUCCGGGGCCGGGCGCUUGGGGCUGGUGGAAAUUUGAGACCUGGUCCCAGUGGGGGACUCCGAGAUCCUGUCACCCCCACCAGCCCCACGGUCUCUGUGACCGGAGCUGGAACAGAUGGGCUUCUGGCCUUGAGUGCUUGCUCAGGACCCUCGACGGCAGGUGUGGCAGGAGGUUCCGUGGCGGUUGAGCCAGAAGUCCCGCCUGUACCUUUGCCCACUGCCUCGUCCUUGCCUCGAAAGCUGCUACCAUGGGAGGAGGGUCCGGGACCCCCACCACCGCCCCUGCCGGGGCCCCUGUCCCAGCCUCAGGCCUCUGCCUUGGCCACGGUCAAAGCCAGCAUCAUCAGCGAACUCAGCUCGAAGCUCCAGCAGUUUGGUGGGUCCUCUGCUGCGGGAGGAGCUCUGCCUUGGGCUCGGGGAGGCAGCGGGGGCAGCACAGACAGCCACCACGGAGGAGCCAGUUACAUCCCAGAGAGGACCUCCUCCCUGCAGCGGCAGAGGAAUCGGACCUCUAAGAAGCACACUUUCAGCUCCAUGGUCACCAUAGCCCAAGAUGAAUGGCUACAUGUUUUUAUUUUGUUUUUGAUGGUCCUGGGGAUCAAACCUAGGGCUUCAGGCAUGCUAAACAAGUGCUCCACUAUUGAGCCAUGGCCCCAGCCCCUCACUGGGAGUCUAGUCAGGGGUUCUACCACCAAAUCACACCCUGACCUCUUACUGGGGGACUGUAGGCACGGGUUCAACCACUGAGCAAAGCUCCCAGCCUUCUUAUUAUGUUUUGAGUCAUUACCUAGUUAAGUUGCUUUGGCUGGCCUUAAACUCUGUUUAGAGUUCAAAAACCAAGUUUAGAUUUCUGAUCCUCGUGCCUCAACCUCCCCAGUAACUGGAAUGACAGACCUAUACAUCCCAAAGCCUAGACACAAAAUAUCAACAGCAAAACUGCAUUAACUAAAGGUGUCUGUGUGGCUCUUCACAGUGCCUACUUGUAAGGGAUUGAGGCAGAACUUGAGCCACUGCCGUCAACAUGAUGGAGGAGGGCAGGGCAUCUUUGGGGAACCCAGCUCCCUCUAGAUAGGAUGAUAUGGGCCCUGCUGUCACUCCCCAGAUACUUCUUCAUUGUGGUCUCUUUGAAGCCAUGACCCAUUCUCACAAUGGCUAGAAAGCAAUUCCAUCUUUAACUCAGAUGCACGGAGGAGAGCUUGAAAUGCUUCCUCUCCGUCUACAGUGCACUAUGAUUCUGUCCCCUGUAUCUAACAAUCCAGGGUGGAUUUAACAAGCU